CUCUCACUGUUGUUGUCGCCUUUGUGUCUGCAGGUGCAAAGUAAUAUAAUAAUUGGAUUAAUUCGGGUUUAAUCGAGCAAUCACAGCCAUGGCCACGAUGCGCAUACCCAAGCAGAAGGUGAUCCUGUGCGGCGACUACGGAGUGGGCAAGAGCUCCCUGUUCCGGCGCUUUGCCACCAACACCUUUGUCACGGAUACGGACAGGAAAUCCACUUUGGGAUUGGACCACAUCGAUAGGGAGUACAGUGUGAAUGAAAAGCAGAUCAAGCUCCAACUCUGGGACACCGGUGGCAUGGAGCGCGUGGCUUCGGUCACAUCCUCUUACUACAAGUUCGCCGAGGGCGCCAUCCUGGUCUUCGCCUUGGACAACGCCGCCUCGUUCCACUCGCUGUCGCAGCACUUGCUGGACAUUGUGACCUAUGCUGAGAACGCCAAGAUCUUCAUCUGCGGCAAUAAGAGCGAUCUGGAGGGCAGGGAGCCGGAGGUGAGCGACGAGGAAGUGGAGGCCUUCUGCGAGCAGUGCCACUCACUGAUUAGCGCCACGUACAAGACCUCCUGUCGCAGUGGCGCCGGUGUGGAGGAGAUGUUCCGGGACAUCUCAAGGCAGCUGGUCCACGCCAAUCGCUCCAAGAUGGAACUGCAGGCCUUGGAGCACAAGAGCUUCCAGGUGGACACUGCGAGCAGCGGUGCGGCGACCAACGAGGAGGACGCCUCCUCCUGCGGCUGCUAGCAGUUGGGGAACAUUGAGUUCGGCUAGGCACCCCCAACGCCACCGGGCUCAAUGCUUAUGCAGAGAUGCAUUUUUACUGUUUCCUUUAUUUAUUGACAGCUCACGGCUAUGUUAUGAUUUUUAGAUACAUGUUCAUUUCGAAUUUUUACGAAAAAUACGUCCCGAAUGCGAACACGAGUCAUAGAGUAGAUUUAGUUUAUAUUAACCAGGCGCCAAACAUUAACCAUUUAAACUUUGUACACGUAAACUAGGAUGGGGUUCACUCGUAGGAUAGGUUAGUAAUCUGUGGAAAGAUCUCGGGUAUAACAACAAAGAACUAGGAAGUAAUAAGAAUUCUUUCGCUUAACAACAAAGUCAAAAUAAUCUUAAAGGUUAAAGGACAGCAACAUAUAUAGACAUUGAUAACUCAUUACUCAAACGAUCAGCAGAUAUCUACACUGAGCGUCGACUCUUAUUGCAAUUACCCCAUCCUAUCGUAUAUAGAUUAGUGCGUAGUCUGCAGCUUUCUUCCACAGAAUAUCUCGUAAAAGUAACAUAUGCUAAACAAUAAAUAAUCAACUCACGAAACUGGAA
This is a messenger RNA of Drosophila santomea, 1303 nucleotides long. It is a transcript of the gene RabX6, whose product is annotated as ras-related protein Rab-14. The transcript is spliced from 2 exons. Bases 89 to 730 code for a protein of 213 amino acids. The record is from RefSeq and is a predicted model, not a curated record. Gene Ontology annotation, molecular function: GTP binding; GTPase activity. Lineage: Eukaryota; Metazoa; Arthropoda; Insecta; Diptera; Drosophilidae.